This is a messenger RNA of Monodelphis domestica (gray short-tailed opossum), 7450 nucleotides long. RefSeq names its product integrin subunit alpha 3 (gene ITGA3). Gene Ontology annotation, biological process: cell-matrix adhesion; integrin-mediated signaling pathway; leukocyte migration. NCBI's taxonomy places the organism in Eukaryota, Metazoa, Chordata, Mammalia, Didelphimorphia, Didelphidae. Gene Ontology annotation, molecular function: integrin binding. Gene Ontology annotation, cellular component: integrin complex; external side of plasma membrane. The record is from RefSeq and is a predicted model, not a curated record.
UGUUGAAUUUUUUAUUUACUUAAGAAAAGCAAACUCUACAUAAUAGAGACUCGAAGUUUCAUGUACAAUCCUCUCCUUCUGUUCCACAAGGAAACAUAACAUAAAAUUAAAAAAAAAAAAGCUUUCUCCAGUCCUCAUCAUUCUGAUCUUCAAUUUAGACAUAGUUAAUUUGGUGUAUCUUUCUAUUUGAUGAAAGUAUGCCGGCCUCCUUGCUGUAUGCCUUUAAGUGUAGUAUUGGUGAUGAUAAUAAUACCUAGCAUUUAUUUGGUGCUUUAAGGCUUAUAGAGCACUUUAAAGUUGUUAUCUCAUUUGAUCCUCACAACAGGUAGGAAUAAUUAUUAUCCCCAUUUUGCAGAUGAUGAUACUAAGGUAGAGAGAGAUGAAGUUGAUUUGCUGGGUUACACAGCCAGAAACUUAUCCUUCCAUCUUCUAGAAGCAUAUCAUUCUCUAUGAAUUAAUAAUAAUAGACAACUAGUAUAUAGUUGCCUACUAUGUGCCAGACACUUCAAUAAACACUUUACAAUUCUUAACUCAUUUGAUUCUCACAAUAACCCUGGAAGGUAGGUGAUAUCAUUAUUUCCAUUUUACAUGUGAGGAAACUGAAGAAAACAAAGGCUGUGACAACCAGGAUCACAUAGCUAGUAGGUAUCUAAGAUCAAAUUUGAACUCGGGUCUUUCUAAACUCUCAAGCCUCUAUUUGCUCUAUUCACUGUAGUUCCUUAUGAUUGUAAAGGAAUGGAUAAUGACUAGUCUUAACUUAUAGUGAGAGAAUUUCCAUUUGGGAGAAGGGACCAGUUAGGGGGUGUUUUAAAAGAGGUGGUGAAAGAUUGAGCAUCAUCCCUCUUAUAGACAGGGGAACAGAUGAGAAUUUUUCAGUGCCUUUCCAGCUAUCAUAGUCUGUGGUUGAUGAUUGGUUAGGAGACCCACCCACCUGCCUGGGAGACACCACCCAGUGUCAACAGUGCUCACCAGGCUCAGCCUCCCCAUCCAGUCCUCAAAGGCUUGGCUAAAGGUCAGAACCUACAGGAUUCAGAGAAAGUACAGGGUGGGGCUGCCCCUAGAUGAUAAUGGAAUAUAGGAGGGAGGAGAGUAAUGGAAUUACUCUUUUCUAAGGGGGGCUCUCCAAGAGAAGGAAAGGGCAAAUCAGCUAGGUUGGAUCCAGUGCUAUUAGGUUAGAGGCAAGCUGUAGGUGGUACUUCUAGGAUGAUGGUAUAAACUGAGGCUUCGAGUUAGAUAGAUCAAGGCUCAAAUUCUUCCAAAGUUACUUGUUAGUUGGGUGAUCCUGGGCAAGUCAUUUCAUCACUGUCUGCUUCAGUUUCUUCAUUUGUAAAAUGGUAUGAGAAUGGUACUUACCUCAGAGAACUGUGAGGUUCAAAUGAGCUAACAUAUUUAAUAUUCUUAAAUCUUAUCUAUUAUUAUCAAAGGAGGUUGAGGAGCAAGGAUUCCAGUGGCCACCCAAUUUCCAGCUCAUUAGGCAACAGAUCACUAAUGGGGAAGAGGAAAUGUAGAUGUGACUCAGUUUCCCCCCAGGUUAAUACAUGGUGCUUUGAGAUCCUGGAAGAUGCUUUGUUGGGGCCCUAUAUGCUGUAUCGUUACUAAUUAAUUAUCUCUAUCGAUGUUCUUAUUGCCAAUUAUCUGAUAUGUUCUGUCACCCAUUCACUCCCAGAAAUGAGCAAGCCUUGGGACAACAGUCUGCACACAGCCCCUAGAGAAAUGGAUGGCUCAGAGACUGUCUGUGACCUUAUUAUACAGGACAAACAGUCCGGAGACGAGAGAGGCUGGGAUCCGAACCAGCCUUAAAGCCGGACAUUCCUAGCCCGAGAGGAGAGAUAACCCCGAGAGGCCCCAGCCGUCUGCUGACCCUUCCCGGAGGGCGAAGAGCCUGGACUGGAUCUCUGCGGCAGAGCCAAUAGCCGCAGCCACGGGACACCUUCUCCGCAACCGCGCUGACCUCCCGACCCGCUAGAGCAGGAGCGGGAUUUCUGGAGACAGUGGGGUUGGGUCUCUGGGGGGCCCGAACAGGUGUUUAGGGGAAGAUUCCGGAGUUGGCGGGGAGGGUUAUGAGGGAGGGGCGUCGCUGCCCCUUUAAGAGGUGGCUGCAGAGCCGAGCCCUUCUCCACCCUUUCCCCGGAAGAAAAGCGGAGCCAAGGCCCAGGCUUGCUAGGUGGGGAGGUGCGGAGCUGGGCGUGGGAGAGGCGGGGCUGCGGGACCCCUCCCUCCCUCUCUUCCCUCCCAGCCGCGAUCCGGCCCCCGCAGCUGGGAGCCCGGAUCGGGUAGCUGGAGCUGGUAGAAGGCGAGGAGAGCGCAGGCAGAGCAAAGCCUUGCUGGGGGGACAAAGUGGCAGGAGGGUAUGGCUGAAGACGCAGGGGGCCAAAGGGUCUAGCCGUGCGGGCUUCAGUGACACAGGCCAGAGAGCGGUGGGGGAGAGGGCGUGAUACUGACCCGGGCCGGGUAGGAGAUCCGGCGAAGACAGGGUGUGAAACUGACCAGGGACACCUGACUGUACCAAGUGGGGCCACCUGACGGGGUUGGCCGAGGGCCGGUCGGCUAAUCUGCAGGCGGCCGCGGGGGAAACAGGUGAAUCUGACCCCCCACCUCCCCUGCGCCCCCAAUAUACACCCAUUCGCCCCAAAGGGUCGGCUGCAGCCAUGGAUCCGGGCCGCCGUUCCCCUUGUGCCCAGCGCCUGCCUCUCUGUGCCUUGGCGCUGGCCCUGGCAGCUGCUGGCUGUCGCGUAGCCUCCGCCUUCAACCUGGACACCCGAUUCCUGGUGGUGAAGGAGGCCUCGAACCCCGGGAGCCUCUUCGGCUACUCGGUCGCCCUCCACCGGCAGACUGAGCGGCAACAGCGCUACCUGCUUCUUGCCGGUGCCCCCAAGGACCUCGCUAUCCCCGAUGGCUAUACAAACCGGACAGGCGCUGUAUACUGGUGCCCCCUCAGCUCCCAGACAAAUGACUGUAAACGGAUGGAUAUAGAGGAAAAAAGUGAUCCCAGGCAGCACAUUAUUGAGGACAUGUGGCUUGGGGUGACAGUGGCCAGCCAGGGACCUGCAGGCAGAGUGUUGGUCUGUGCCCAUCGCUACACCAAGGUGCUAUGGUCAGGGUCAGAGGACCAGCGGCGGAUGGUGGGCAAGUGUUAUGUGCGGGGCAAUGAUCUACAACUCGACCCCAGAGACGACUGGCAGACCUACCACAAUGAGAUGUGUAACAGCAACACAGACUACCUGGCCACUGGCAUGUGCCAGAUGGGCACCAGUGGGGGCUUCACCCACAACACUGUGUACUUCGGGGCACCUGGUGCCUACAACUGGAGAGGAACCAGCUACAUGAUCCAGCGGAAAGAUUGGGAUUUUUCAGAGCACAGUUAUACUGAAAAAGAGGACCGAGGACAUCUCUAUAUUGGGUACACAGUACAAGUGGGGAAUGGCAUCUUACAUCCUGAGAGUCUCACAAUUGUGGCUGGUGCUCCCCGGUACCAACACGCAGGUGCUGUCUUCCUCAUGAACCUGGAGGCAGGUGGGGAAAUGGAACUGAAGCAGGUGUUGGAGGGGAAGCAAGUGGGCGCCUACUUUGGUGGUGCCAUUGCCCUAGCAGACCUUAACAAUGACGGGUGGCAGGAUCUCCUGGUGGGUGCCCCCUAUUACUUUGAACGGAAGGAGGAGAUAGGCGGUGCAGUCUACAUUUUUAUGAAUCAGGGGGGCAUCUUCCCCCUCCACCCCUCUCGACACCUCCAUGGCCCAAGUGGCUCAACUUUUGGCUUCUCCGUGGCCAGCAUUGGAGACAUCAACCAGGAUGGCUUCCAGGACAUUGCAGUGGGUGCUCCAUUUGAGGGUUUGGGAAAAGUCUACAUCUACCACAGCAGCUCCUCAGGCAUCAGGGACCAACCUCAGCAGGUGAUUCAUGGGGAUAAACUUGGUACCCCUGGCCUGACCACCUUUGGCUACUCGCUGAGUGGGCGGCUCGACGUCGAUGAGAAUUCGUACCCUGACCUGCUGGUGGGGAGCCUGGCUGACCGCAUCGUGCUGUUGCGAGCCCGACCAGUUAUCAACAUCCUCAACAAAACUCUGGCUGUGAGACCUACCAUGCUGGAUCCCACCCACUGUACUCCCACGUCCUGCAUUCAGGUUGAGGUGUGCUUCGCCUAUAACCAAAGUGCAGGGAACCCAAGCUACAGACGAAACAUCACCCUGGCAUAUACCCUGGAGGCAGAUCGAGAUCGGCGACCACCCCGAGUCCGGUUUGCUAGAAGCCUUUCUUCUACCUACCAUGGAUUGUUUUCCAUGCCCGACACCCACUGCCAGACCCUUGAUCUGCUUCUGGUGGACAAUAUUCGGGACAAGCUGCGCCCCAUCUCAAUCUUCAUGAACUACUCCUUACCAGAGAAGCUUCCUAAGCGCCCACGCCUGGGACUCCACUCCCUGGAUGCCUUUCCUAUCCUUAAUGAGGCCCAGCCCAGAGAGAACCAAACAGAGAUUCAGUUCCAGAAGGAGUGUGGUAUUGAUAACAAAUGUGACAGUAACUUACAGCUUCAGGCUGCCUUCUUGUCUGAACAGCUACAGCCCAUGAACAGACUCCAGUACAGUAGGGAUGUCCGAAAACUGUUCCUGAACAUCAAUGUAACCAACAUGCCCAGCAGGGACCGAGCUGGAGAGGAUGCUCAUGAGGCUUUGCUCACUUUAGUUUUGUCUCCAGUCCUACUCCUCUCUUCUGUCCGCCCUGCUGGGACCUGCCAGGCCAACAAUGAGACCAUCCUGUGUGAGCUGGGAAAUCCCUUUAAGAAGAACCAGAAGAUGGAGCUGUUUAUUGCCUUUGAGGUCAUCGGUAUCACCCUACAGACUCGGGACAUUGAGGCUCAGCUGCAGCUUUCCACGUCCAGUCACCAGGAUGACCUAAAACCUGUGACCAUGAUGCUACAGGUGGAUUAUACACUUCAGGCCUCACUUACCAUGGUGAAUCACCGUCUACAGAGCUACUUUGGGGGGACAGUGAUGGGAGAGUCAGGCAUGAAUAAUGUCACUGAUGUGGGUAGCCCAAUCACCUUGGAAUUCCAGAUAGGCCCAAUGGAUGAAGGAUUGGCAGCUUUAGGAACUCUGUUCCUGGGUCUGGAAUGGCCCUAUGAAGUCACUAAUGGCAAGUGGCUUCUAUACCCCACUGAGAUCAUCAUCCAAGGAAAUGGAACCUGGCAUUGUCAGCCACCUGGGGACCUUAUCAACCCCCUCAACCUUACUAUUUCUAAGGAUGAAUCUCCUUCCCAGAGACGACGGCGAAGGGAGCUAGAUCCUGGAGAGCCGCAAGCUCCUCCUCCCAUCACCCUGGCUACUGCCAAGAAGGCAAAGUCAGAGACUCUGCUGACAUGUACCAACAAUCAAGCUCACUGUGUGUGGCUGGAGUGCCCAAUUCCUGAUGUCUCGGUGCCUUCAACUAUGACGGUGCAUGGCCGAGUAUGGAAUAGCACCUUCAUUGAGGAUUACAGUGAUUUUGACAGGGUCAGGGUGGAUGGCAAGGCUACGCUCUUCCUCCGAACCAACAUUCCAACCAUCAAUAUGGAGAACAAGACGACAUGGUUUUCUGUGGACAUCGACUCCGAGCUGACAGAGGAGCUUCCGGCUGAAAUUGAGUUGUGGCUGAUCCUGGUGUCUGUGGGAGCCGGGCUCUUACUGCUGGGGCUUAUCAUCCUCUUACUAUGGAAGUGUGACUUCUUCAAACGGACCCAUUAUUACCGGAUCAUGCCAAAGUACCAUGCUGUGCGGAUACGGGAGGAGGAGAGGUACCCACCCCCAGGGGGCACACUGCCCCACAAGAAGCACUGGGUCACCAACUGGCAGGAUCGGGACCGAUACUACUGAUAUUUUCCUAAACUUCCAUCUGUGCCUAUCUUCAUUACUCCUCCCCUAAAUCCAACCCUUUUCCAUUCUAUUUAUCAUAAGUUAUGCCUCCUGCUGCCUGCAGGGAACACCACUUGGUCCUUGGCACCUUUGGGUCCAGGAUUCAUUUUCCCCAUUUCCACCCCUACUAUGGCCAGGGAAGUGCCUUCCCCUCCCUUCCUAAAAAGAAUCCCUCUCGAUCUCUUCCUCCUUCUCCCCAUCUCCUUGAACCUUCUCCCUCUCUCUUGUCUGUCUCUUUGUCUUCCCCUCUCUCCACAUGCUGACUACCCAUUCCUCCCCUUCACUAGACUCCAUUUUCUGGCUUUGAUGUGAGGAGUGACUGUGGAUAUUUGCUAUGGUCAUAUCCGUUCUACUCCUUGUCCCUGCAUACAUGUGAACCCAUGUUCAAGGGAUUUACUUGCAUACAUGUGAUGAUCAUGCAUGGAAUGUCCAGUCCUCACUGGUGCCAAAACCCAGAUGUCCCUCUCCAUUCUCUUCCUAUCUUCUCCAAAACCUUGCUUUAACCCCCUUAUCCUGAGGGGUCAGGAAGAAUCAAGCCCCCCAAGGCUUAUGUGGGGAGAAUCACUCUUGACAUUCACACUGGACCUACUUUGAGCCAUAGCCACUGGAUUGACUCUUCUUGUGGGGCAAUGAUGACUGCUCAGAUUGGGCCAGAGAAAGCCCCUCUCUAAGACCACUGGCCAUUCACAGACAACAAAAGAGACACAAUUGCCCCCCUGCUUCCCAAGCUGGAGGAAGAAGUUGACAGGUCCUUGAACAAAAGGACUUCCUUCAUGAUCCUUCUCAAAGGCUUCCUCCAUUCUCCCUCUUGGCCACAGGCUGAACCUGCAGAAAAUGUAGCAUUCAACAGAGAGAUCAGAUUGCUGCCUGACCAAUGGUCCCUAUCAGGGAUGGCUUUGAUGUGAUUGGAUAGGAGAGAUAUGGAAGAAAGAAGGGGGAUCGUCAAGAUGGGCUAGGCAUGAGAUGGGAAUGGCCAUCACUUCUCUACCCACCCUCUCUGUCUGACUAAGGGUGGGAAAGGGGGGGAAUGGUAAUGACCAUCCUGGAUCCCAGCAGGGCUAACGGGGGAAGGAGGUGAGCUGAAAGAAAAAGACGACUGAAUGAAUGUAGAGUAGGGCCUGGGGCUUUGGAAACAAGCCCUUGCCCUCCCCCUGCUGAACCUCUCCUGUUACCACUACUCUCCAUGACAGCUGCUUCUCCACUCUUCCCUUGCACUCCCUCUAACCCCUCAUCAUAAGGAAGUGGUCUGAGAUCAACAGGGAGAGUGUGGUUCCUGGAGAUCAAAGUCUUGAUCAGUACUCCUCAGAGUGCUUAGCACUGGGGCUAAGACUUGAAAUAGCUUCCUUCUCUACCCAAGGGAGGUCAAUAGAACCUUGAGGUUAACAGACCUUUCUUGAAUCUGGCCCCUUGGAUGCUAGGAUCAAAAGCUACUGUUUGUUCUCCUACCCUGGGCCCGCUAUCCCCCCUUCCAUGGUACUGUAGCAGGGGAGCCCCCUCCCCGCCCUUGUGCCUUCAUUGUAUAUAGGCUUCUGGUGGCAACCAAUAAACUGCUCCUGAUUUGUAAGAUA